UGAUCACUCACACCCUCUCUUCUCUUUCUCUUCCUUUGUUUGUUUUAGCCUUCUCUCUUAUCUUAUUUUAUGUUAUUUUAAGGAGUGUUUCUGUUUCUGUUGUGUUGUCAUUUAUUGAAAGAGUUUAUUUUAAAGAAAUUCGAAGGAGAUGAAAAGUGAAUAUGACGAAGGGAAGGGUGGAGGGAGUAACAAUAGCAUGUUCGCUAAGCUCCACCAACAACAGAAGCUUCAUCAGCUGCACCACCACCAACACCACCACGUGGUCACCCCAGAAUGUCACCAUCCCUCCUCACACCAACCGCAAUAUCAAACUUCGGAAGAUGACGAGAGCCGAAGCAGCGGUGGUGGUGGUGGCGGCGCCACCACUAGAGCCAUCGUGAACCACCACUCUUCUGAAGUCACCACCAUCACCCCCAAAGGCGACGGAGCUACCAUCGAAGUUGUUAGACGACCCCGAGGUCGUCCCCCAGGGUCUAAGAACAAACCCAAACCACCAGUCUUCAUCACACGCGACACCACCGACUCCAACGCCAUGCGCCCACAUGUCCUUGAAGUUCCUGGUGGCCUUGACGUCGUCGACGCCCUCGCACGCUUUGUCCAUCGCCGGAAUAUUGGCCUCUGCGUAUUGACCAGUUCCGGUACCGUUGCUAACGUUACCCUCCGCCAGCCAUCCGCCACUCCUGGAGCUACCGUCACCUUUCAUGGUCGCUUUGAUAUUCUCUCCAUGUCGGCUACUUUGCUUCCACCGGCUUCGUCUUCAAUACCCUCUUCUGCUAAUGCCUUCAGUAUCUCACUCGCUGGUCCGUCUGGGCAGAUCGUUGGAGGGUCAGUUGCUGGGUCUCUGCUCGCCGCUGGAACUGUUUAUAUCGUCGCUGCGGGAUUUAGUAUUCCUUCUUAUCACCGGUUGUCUACAGAAGAUGAGUUGCAGAGUCCGCUUUCGGGUAAAGCAGAUCAAUCUCCGUCUGGUUCUGGUGGUGGUGGCGAGGGAAGCCAUGACCACCCAGGUCCACUGCCUGUUCCGGCGGAAUCAUGUGGGGUGUCAAUUUACAGCUGCCAUCUGCCUUCCGAUGUGAUUUGGGCUCCAACCGCGAGACAACCACCACCACCACCUCACUUUUGAAUGAAUCUUUUUACCAAUUUGGACCCCUUU
This is a messenger RNA of Telopea speciosissima, 1150 nucleotides long. RefSeq names its product AT-hook motif nuclear-localized protein 28-like. Bases 149 to 1120 code for a protein of 323 amino acids. The transcript has a single exon. Gene Ontology annotation, cellular component: nucleus. Lineage: Eukaryota; Viridiplantae; Streptophyta; Magnoliopsida; Proteales; Proteaceae. The record is from RefSeq and is a predicted model, not a curated record. Gene Ontology annotation, molecular function: minor groove of adenine-thymine-rich DNA binding; DNA-binding transcription factor activity.